Messenger RNA from Priapulus caudatus, 3845 nucleotides. RefSeq names its product MAGUK p55 subfamily member 6-like. Gene Ontology annotation, cellular component: cell-cell junction; plasma membrane. The transcript is spliced from 14 exons. The coding region runs from base 506 to 2272 and encodes 588 amino acids. The record is from RefSeq and is a predicted model, not a curated record. Gene Ontology annotation, molecular function: protein binding. NCBI's taxonomy places the organism in Eukaryota, Metazoa, Priapulida, Priapulimorpha, Priapulimorphida, Priapulidae.
AAUGCCAGCUACAAAUCCCUGCUGCAUGCAUGUGAAUGAAUCAUAGCCCAGUGUACGGUAACCAUAGAUAUACACACAAAACAUGUGUUGUGUAUAUAUAUGGUGUAACAAAGGAGCCUUCGACCGCGUACGUACCCCUCCUUCGCGGGAGCUCAGUGUGUCCAGUGUGCUGGCUAUUAGAAAAUCAAUCCAACUCAUUUCCAUCAAAAAUCAAUACAAAGCUCAUUUCAGUUCUCUAACCAGUACGUCGCAGCAGGGCCGGAGGAGUCGGCCUACGACGUUGCGGCGAGUAUCGGUGACAACGGCAAAUCACGCACGUGGUAUAUCGUACGCUUAUUAGUCCGACACAUUUAAUAGUCCGAGCACGUUGCCCGGCAACGUACGUCAUCGUGCUUUGUCGUCAUUUUGUUGUGGCUGCGAUUUCCUUGGCGAGAGGAACCCAACGCAAGCAAGCACACAUGUGGAUUUUUUAUUUUAUAUAUACGUCUACUACGACCGCCCAAGAAUGUCAGUGGUAGCAAUCUCCGGAGGCCCUAGCCAUGGAAACAAUGUAAACAGGGUUGUCAGUGACCAGUUUAUCAAAUCACCGAACACAGAUAUAAACCAUGUCACAGCACAACACAAAGACCUCGUCUUUCUGCAAUCCCUGCUUGAUAGUCCUGCUAUGAAAAAUCUGAUCAAGGCACAUGACAAAUUGGAUGCAGAAGAACCCCUAAAGCCCGUACUAGGAGGAGAAAACAGCACAGAGCUUAUACAGCAGAUCUUCACUGAUUUGGCUCCACACAAGUACUCGAACACAAAGGCGUCAGAGUUGUCGACUAUCCUCCGGAAGCCUCACGUCAAGGCCAUUAUUGAGGCACACGACACGAUAGCACAGAAAAAAUUCGAUAAAUUGCCAUCGCCAAAGAUAGCUAGUAGAAUGGCACCACCCGUUUACACAGCUCCCCCACCCGAUGCCAUACGCAUGGUCGGCAUCAGAAAGGUGGAGGGGGAGCCCCUUGGUAUUACGAUUGCCACAGAAGAUGGAGAUUUGUCAAUCGCCCGUAUCCUGCAAGGAGGCAUGAUUGAUCGGCAGGGUUUGUUACACGUCGGCGAUAUCAUCAAGGAGGUGAAUGGCAUUGAAGUGAGGACACCGGAAGAGUUGCAGUUGCACAUGAAGAAGGCCGUUGGUAGUAUUACACUGAAGAUCAUUCCCAGCUACACUGAUUCCCUGCCAACGGCACAGGUUUUUAUGAAGGUGCACUUUUCCUAUGAUCCUUCCAAAGAUACACUGAUUCCUUGCAAGGAAGCAGGUCUUUUUUUCCACAAAGGUGAUAUCCUGGAGAUUGUCAAUCAGGAAGAUCCCAACUGGUGGCAGGCGAGAAAGGUCGGAGAAGACAAAGCAGCAGGGCUGAUUCCUUCGCUCAAUUUGGAGGAGAGCAGAAAAGCAUUUUGCAAACCUGAACUUGACUUCACCAAGACGGUUGUAUUUGGUUCGCUUGCAACGUCAAAAAGAAAGAAGAAAGUCUAUUACAAUCACCACCACACGUCAGACAUGGACAGACACGAACUGCUGCUGUAUGAAGAGGUUGCCCGCAUGCCGCCGUUUCAGCGCAAAACCCUGGUGCUUAUUGGUGCUCAGGGCGUCGGUCGACGAACCAUCAAGAGCCGUCUCAUAAACAGUGACCCAACUCGUUAUGGAACUACAAUUCCACACACGUCGCGCGCGAUGCGACCGGGAGAGGAGGACGGCAGGAAGUACUUCUUCACGGAUCGUGCGAUCAUGGAGCGCGACAUGGCGGCCGAUGAGUACCUGGAGAGCGGUGAGCUGGAUGGCAACAUCUACGGCACCAAGCUGGACACGAUGCGGCAGGUGGUGCGCGCCGGCAAGAUGUGCGUCAUCGACUGCAACUCUGUGGCUCUGAAGAAGUUGAGCACGCCGGAGUUCAUGCCAUUUGUUGUGUUCCUGCAAGCACCUGACAUUAACCGACUGCGCAACAUGCAUGAGCAGGCCGUGCGCGAGGGCCACAUCCAAAAGAACCUUGCUUACGAGCGUGAGCUGCAGAACAGAUCUGUGACGAUGAGCACAUUAGAUACAGAGUUCAUGGACAUGACGGAGGAAGACUUUGACCGGACUGUGAACGAGAGCUACCGCUUGCAGAAGAACUAUGAUUGCUUCUUUGAUCUGACAAUCGUCAAUGACGACUUUGAGAAGACUUUCGUUGUGCUGCACGACGCUAUCCAGAGGUUGGCCACCGAACCACAGUGGGUGCCUGUCAACUGGGUGUACUAAUGUGCAACCUUGUGCAAGGUGUGCGAAGGAAGAGCGACCGCCUGCCAGAUGCCUGCCUCUGUCAACGGAAAACUUGAAGUGAAAGCCAUUCAUGAUAGAUCUCACCUUCUGAAUUGACUCGGCCCAUUCUAAUCUGGUGUGGUUCACAAUGUAUGCACAAUUCAUGAUUGAUCUGAUUCGCAGUGAACACUCUGUUUUAAAAGUUGAAUGAUUGUGUCUCUAAUGAAAAUGUUCUCGCUAAGAGAAUACCACUUUAAUCCCAAGCAAUCUUGCAUACGUCUAUUUUGAUCACUUUCCAGUAAUAUGACGUGUCUAAUGUAGUUAGUGUAGCAUGAUGCGUCAUGACAGACUGCAAUAGAUAGCAAUGGCGCACACAGCGUUUUGUAAGCAUGAAUUGUCAAUGUGUAGUAAGUGUUGGUGUCGGUGUUUGUGUGUUUGUGUGUGGGUAUGUGUGCGUGUACUGUUAAAUGAGUAGAUAUAAAACCUACCCAUCCGUUAAUUGUAGAAUGUCCGUCUGAUCUCCAAGAUAAUGUAAACGUAGGAUAAAACGAGUUAACAGGUGCUUGCCCCUUUUUACAAAACCUAUAGUACCACUCAACACAAUCAUAUACAUUGUAAUGUCUUUAUUCUUGACACCAACAGUAAACGCAAACGAUUGUCACAGAAUACAAAUUACAUUACAAUAUACGAACAAAAUAAAAUCUUUCCAGUUUAGAAAUACAAAUUACUUCUAGUACAAGAACGGUAGGUGUCAGCGCUAUCUAAUAGUGCUGACACCUAACAAAUGUAUGAUUGGGUUGAGUAUAAAUACCAAUUUUUCCAAAACCUAUAAUACCACUCAACCAUAGAUAUCAUAUAACAGUUGUUAUAGGAUACCUAUGCACUCAAUCAUAUACAUUGUACUGCUAGUACAAGAACGGUAGGUGUCAGCACUAUCUAAUAGUUCUGACACCUAACAAAUGCAUGAUUGGGUUGAGUGGAAAUACCAAUUGAGCAAUGGUUCUCAUCUUUAUUAUAGAAACUAGUAGUAUCAGAUACGUUUAUUGAUAAACGUGUAAUGCAAAAUGUGAUGCGUGACACAGGCACCGAGUAAUAAACAUUGCAUUCAAUUAAUUUGUCAUUUAUCAGGACGGACACGUUUCUCUUCACACUUGUUCAUGUGAACAAAUGAUAUGACUUGUCGUAGAUUUAUGCAUAAUCCGAAUGGGGUCCAAACUUUUUUAUAUUGUACAGAAUGUAUGUGUGUGUUGUUUUCGUUGCAUAUUUCGUGUGGUGUAUUUUUAGUUGUACGAAGCUAAUAAUACUGCAAUAGUAGGUGUAAUUAUCUUGCAUUUGUUAUAGGGUGUAGGUAUUCGUUUUGCUUAAUACGUUAAUAAUUGACGAAGUACAUGUGUAGCCACUGCAUUCAACUUCUUUCGUUUCUUCUGGAACUGCAAUAUGCGUAAUAACCUCCGUGAUGAAAAAUUACAUUCUCUAUUUGUUGCACACGCGUGAACACAAAUAUGUACAGUAGAAAUCUGUAUCUAAAUAAAACGGGACGUUUCUCGUUCCCUUUCUUGUUCCAAAAAUUAUU